Molecule: messenger RNA, 6067 nt
Organism: Xyrauchen texanus (razorback sucker)
Lineage: Eukaryota; Metazoa; Chordata; Actinopteri; Cypriniformes; Catostomidae
Product: unconventional myosin-Vb
Exons: 35
Coding region: 84-5051 (1655 amino acids)
Biological process (GO): actin filament organization; vesicle transport along actin filament
Cellular component (GO): myosin complex; actin cytoskeleton; cytoplasm
Molecular function (GO): actin filament binding; ATP binding; microfilament motor activity
Source: RefSeq, a predicted model, not a curated record
GAGAAAGUGAGAGAACGGUGCCGAAGUUGUGAGUUUUCCCACUGGUCUGCCCAAAUAGAAAUAUACUUUGCCAAACUGGCUAGAUGGCAACCACAGAGCUCUACACAAAGGGGGCAUCAGUGUGGGUGCAGGACCCAGAAGCUGUGUGGGUGUCCGCUCAGCUACUUCAAGACUACCAUUCUGGAGACCAGCAGAUCUUAAUACGACUCACCGAUGGCAGAGAGUUGGAGUAUCCAGUGAUGCCUCCAGCAGGUCUUCCCCCUCUAGGGAAUCCUGAUAUUUUGGAGGGAGAGAACGACCUCACUGCUCUAACCUUCCUCCACGAGCCAGCGGUACUUCACAACUUGCGUGUGCGCUUUCUUGACUACAGUAGCAUUUACACCUACUGUGGAAUUGUGUUGGUGGCCUUAAAUCCAUAUGAACAGCUCCCCAUCUAUGGAGAGGAGGUGAUUGACGCCUACAGUGGGCAGGACAUGGCUGAUAUGGAGCCUCACAUUUUCUCUGUGGCUGAGGAGGCAUACCGUACUAUGAUCAGGGAGGAGAAGAAUCAGUCCAUCAUAAUUAGUGGCGAAUCAGGCUCAGGAAAAACCGUAUCAGCUAAGUUUACCAUGCGUUACUUUGCUGUAGUGGGUGGUGCGGCCCAGCAGACCAGUGUGGAGGAGAAGGUUCUAGGAUCCAAUCCCAUAAUGGAGUCAAUUGGUAAUGCAAAAACAACCCGAAACGACAACAGUAGCCGGUUUGGAAAGUAUAUUGAAAUAGGAUUUGGACGCAAAGGGGAUAUUAUUGGAGCAAAUAUGAGGACCUACUUGUUGGAGAAAUCAAGAGUUGUUUUUCAGGCGGCGGAAGAGAGAAACUAUCACAUCUUCUACCAGCUUUGUGCCUCCAGGGAUUUGCCAGAGUUGAGGACACUUAAACUUGAAUCGGCUGAGAACUUCCAAUACACCAAGCAAGGAAAGGAUCAGCACAUUUCAGGCACAGAUGAUGCUGUCGAGCUAGAACGCACAAGAAAUGCUUUUAUUAUACUAGGAGUGCAGCCAGACCAGCAGAUGGAGAUUUUUCGUAUAUUAGCAGCUAUUCUUCAUCUUGGGAAUGUCAACAUACAAGCCAGUGGUCGUGGUGGGGACCGCAGCUACAUUGAUGCCAAUGACUGUUCUCUGGCCAUCUUUGCCAAGCUUUUGGGGGUGGAAGGUGCUCAAAUGGCCCAAUGGCUGUGCCACAGGCGACUGGCAGUGGGCGGAGAGAUGCUUGUAAAGCCGAUAACAGGCCAGCAAGCUAACGAAGCACGGGAUGCUUUGGCUAAGCAUGUGUAUGAGCAACUGUUUGCCUGGACGGUGCAGAGGCUCAACUCUUCUUUACGAGCUCACAGGGAACAGCCGAAGUCUUUCAUAGGAGUUCUUGACAUCUAUGGGUUUGAGACGUUUGACAGGAACAGUUUUGAGCAAUUCUGUAUAAACUACGCCAAUGAGAAGCUCCAACAGCAGUUCAACAGGCAUGUAUUUCAGCUGGAGCAAGAGGAGUAUCUGCGUGAGGAACUGCCCUGGAACCGCAUCGAGUUCAGUGAUAACCAGCCAUGUAUUGUUCUCAUUGAAGGCCAGUUGGGUCUGCUUGAUCUUCUGGACGAGGAGUGUAGAAUGCCGAAAGGCUCGGAUGAGAACUGGGCUCGGAAGCUUUAUGACCAGCACCUGAACCACAGCCCUCACUUUCGCAAACCACGCAUGUCCAACUCCGCCUUCACCAUCCUGCACUUUGCUGAUAUGGUCCAAUAUGAGUGUGAUGGCUUUUUGGACAAGAACCGAGACACUGUAUUUGAGGAGCCCAUCAACAUUCUGAGAGCUAGUCAGUCAGAACUGGUGGCUGAAUUGUUCCAGAAGGAGCCUACAGGCAGCGCCCUCCCCAACUCCUCACUUCCAAACGGAAGCAUACGCUCAGGGAAGAGAGCUCACAGAGAGCACAAAUUAACCGUGGGGUUUCAAUUUCGUCAGUCUCUGCAGCUCUUGAUGGACACUCUAAACAGUACCACCCCACAUUACGUUCGCUGCAUAAAGCCAAAUGACCUCAAAAAGCCUUUCUUAUUUGAUCCCAAGCGAGCAGUGCAGCAAUUGCGAGCAUGUGGAGUCUUGGAAACCAUCCGCAUCAGUGCUGCAGGCUACCCCUCUAGGUGGACAUAUGAGGAGUUCUUCAGCCGUUAUCGUGUGUUGCUGUGUGAUUUGGUUUCUCAGGCAGAUGUACGCCGCUCUUGCCAGAGUGCCCUUCAUGAUCUCAUCCCUGACCCAGAGCAGUACUGUUUUGGUAAGACAAAGGUCUUCUUCCGGGCAGGGCAGGUUGCAGUGCUGGAGAAGCUAAGAGGGGACAGGCUGCAUGCAGCAGGAGUUUUGAUCCAGAGCUGGGUGAAGGGCUGGCUACAGCGUAGACGCUAUCAGCGGCUCCAGUGGGCCAUCCUCACCCUUCAGCGCUACACCAGAGGAUGCCUGGCUCGAAGAUUGGUGUGGACCCUCCGUUAUACACAAGCUGCUUUAAUCAUCCAGAAAGCAUACCGCAUGCUGGCUGUGCGACAGAUUUAUUUGACCAUCAGAGAGGCAACAAUCAAAAUCCAGGCCUUCAUAAGAGGAACCCAGGCUCGCCGCAUUUACAGACAAAUGCUGAUGGAGCGGGCAGUAGUGUUCUUGCAGACGCGGGUUCGAGGCUGGCUCGCCCAAUGCAGGUUCAGACGCAUCAGAAAUGCGGUGGUGCUCCUGCAGUGCUGCGUGCGCAGGCGGGCUGCACGCAAAGAGCUACUGCGACUGCGUGCUGAGGCGCGAUCCGUGGAGAAAUUCAGAGAACUAAAUAAAGGGAUGGAGGUCAAACUAAUGCAGCUGCAACUCCGUGCUGACCAUCAGGCAAGAGAGAGUGCUUCUCUGAGGGAGACUCUUCAGAACGAGCGAGAGGCUCACAGCUCUGAGUUGGAACAGUUGCGCUCCAAUCUGCUCAAACUCCAGACCCAGCUGCAGGAAAAUGCACAAACUGCUCCUGCACUCACAGAGAAACAGGACGAGGAGAGGAGGAGAGCAGAGGUGAAAGCUUCUCAAGAGAUUCUCCACCUUACAGAGGAAAUCCAAGCUCUCAGAGUUGAGAGAGAUUUGUUGGAGAAUGAGAGGGAUGAUCUUGCAAAUCGUUUACAAGUUCAGGAAAAAGCCCAGGAGGAGAGCCAUCAGCAGUGCAUGGAUCAUGCAGAUGCAUCAGUGCGGGCCGAGCUGGAAGAGGAGCGAAGGAGAUACCAGAGUUUACUCAGAGAGUUCACACGGCUAGAGCAAAGAUAUGAUAAUCUGAGGGAUAUGAGCAUGUUCACCACCAAUGAGCGUUCACGUGGACACAGGCGAACUGAUUCGACUGUGUCUUUGGAGCUUCUCUCGCCUGUCACCACACCGUUCUCAAGCUCGCCCGUGUUCCCUUCGCCUGAGGAGAUCAGAAGGGUCAGCGUGACAUCACCCACUGACAGGAGCCCCUGGAGCCCCGAGCAACCAAUGGAUGUCCUAAUGGAGGAUAUGGGUGUGGCGAAGGACUCAGCCGAAAAGUUGAAGGGGGAAGAUCUCAGAUACGCCUAUGAUGCAGUGCGAGUGGCCAACAAGUUUCUAGAGACGCAGUUGUUGUCACAGAGAGGGCAGUGGGAAGAGGAGAUAUCUGCACUCAGGAUGAAACAUCAGCAGGCACAAGACAGAGAUGCACCUGGAGACACUGAGAUAAAGGAUCUAAUAGAGCAGGUGGUGGUUCGAGAGCAGGAAUGCUCCAGAUUGAGGCGGGAACUCAAAGAACUGAAAAACACAGUAACGCUCAGGAGAAUUCUUUCUUAUGCAGGUAUGGGCACUGUGGCAUCUCAGGAAGCAACAUCAUCAGCCUCUCAGAAGAGUCAGACCCUUACUGGAUUACUGGAGUGUAGAAAAAAAGAUGAGAAUAAGCUCAUCAAAAACCUCAUUACAGAUGUGCGGGUGGAGAGCAUCCUCUCUUUGCCCCCAGGGCUGGCAGCGCAGGUUCUGUUCCUGUGUGUACGUCAGGUGGACUGCAGUGGGGAUCAAACACGUGUGAAAGUGCUCUGCAGCGCGGCAGUGAGCGGCAUUAAAACAGCCCUGAAGAAACAUGGCAAUGAUUUGGACAUGACGGCUGUUUGGUUGAGGAACGCAUACCUGUUUAAAGAUCUACUGAGCCAACAUUCUUCAAGACAGGAGAUGAGAGGCUCAGAGGAGCUUGUACCUCUCAUGACUGACGUGCGGGAGUCGGUGCGUGUGCUCAGUGAUCUGUGCAUUCAGGCCUAUCAGCAGCUGCUGUCCAUCUCUGAGAGUCGCCUGCAACCCAUCAUAGUUCCAGCCAUGCUUGAAAGUGAGACGAUCCCUGGUCUGGCUGGAUCUUCUGUAAAGUUUAGUAGUGGUCGCAAGCGUGCAGGCUCGGAACCGCGGCCUGCUGCUAGUACAGACGGCGCCACUAUGUCAGCAGUCCUAAGGGAACUGGGAGCGCUACACACAGCCCUGUCCCGGCAGGAUCUGCCCUCGGCCUUGCUGGAGCAAGCCUUCCAUCAGCUCAUGUACCUGCUGGCCGCCACCACCCUCAACAGCCUACUGUUGCGUAAAGACAUGUGCUGCUGGAACCGUGGCCUACAGAUAAGGUAUAAUGUGAGUUUGCUGGAGGAGUGGCUGCGGAGUCGUUCUCUGCAGACAGGGGGCGCUGUUACUGCUCUAGAACCCUUGAUACAGGCAGCACAGCUCCUUCAAAUGAGCAAAAAGACUGAAGCAGAUGGACAAGCAAUGGUCCAAACCUGCAAUGCACUGUCCACCCAGCAGAUUGUGAAGAUUUUAAGUCUGUAUACACCUCAAAGUGAUCUUGAGGAGAGGGUAACGCUAAAUUUUAUACGUAUUGUACAGGGGCUGCUGAAGGGGCAAUCUGAGGGCCAGCCUCCACAGAUCCUGCUGGAUGUCAGACGGGUAUUCCCUGUCACAUUCCCUUAUCUGCCGCCUCCACAAGUCACUGCCGCUCAGCUUGAAAUCCCAGAGUCCCUCAAAAUCUCCUUCCUACGCAGAGUGUGAGAGUGGGUGGACCUCUGCAUCCUAUCAAAUGGUUGCCUUACAACAAUUAUUUUUCGUUUGUUGCCACAGCAACUUCUCUUUAAAAUUUGGAUUGUUUUAAUUGUAAGUUAUGUUAGCCCACUAAAUUUAGGAGUGAUUCUAAAAAUAUCAUUUUCAAUGGAUGAUAAUAAUAAAAAAGUCAUAUUUUGUAGUUGUAGUCACAUGUCAGCAUUUAAAAGAUAUAUAAAGUAAAAUUUAAAUCAAAAUGUACCCUAUUUACUUUCCAAAUUCUCAUUCCAUUAAUUGGUGUAAGGAUUCCAAAGAUUUUUUUUUUCCUUUGUAGCAUUUCUUACAAAAAUGUUCUAACCUAUUCCACAUUUGAAACUACUUUGUUCAUUGACUGAAUUUCAGACUGAUCAGACUUUGAAUUCAAGAGUAGGUCAAAAGUGUUUCUGCUGAAAUCGGUCUGUGCCGACCGAAAUUCAAAUCACUUCUCCCCCGAGUUGCUGAAGUUGAAAGUGUUGUUCAUUGUUGGGUGUAAUCGGUUACUGUAAUCUUUUUAAGUCGAACAAUAGUCGAAAACACUUUCAGUGUAAUACAUUACAUUUAAAAUUCUUGUAAUCAGAUUACAGUAACUGACUUUCAGUUAAGUUACUUUUAAGUACAUUAAUUGGGUUACACAUAUUUCGAAAUAAUAUUUAGGUUGAAUACAUUUAAAACAUGAAUUAUGUUUAUGUGCAUGUCUAUUUGCAAUUCUGUGACAGCUGAAAAACAUAACAUUUAUAGACUUUAUUUUUAAGGAUGUCCGAUACCGAUACUGGUAUUGGAAUCGUCUGAAACUGCGGUCAUGUCCUUGUACUUGUAAAAAUGGUCUGAUACCAAAAACUGAUACCAUCUGACAUACAAAUGUUAUGUAAACAUUCAGUGCACUAAUUAAAAUCAUAAACAUAAUUAUAUCCUAGUGAGAUUAUUUAAUCACAAAAGCUGUGAUUUAAUUAGAUAAAUCAGACCUUUUAUUGAUCCUUGGCUCAUACAGG